GCCAAACUCAUCAUCAACCUAGCUUCCAGUUAUGAAGUACGUGUCAGGUGGUAGGCAUUGUACUAAGGAAGCCAGAUGAAUUUUCACUUUAUCAUCACAAGUGUGUAUCGUAAGAUGAAGAAAGAAAUUCGGGCAAAUUGUCCAGCGUUAACAUGUACCUAGCAUAGGCAACAUCGGACUUUGAACCCAGAUGAGCUCUCUCUGGUAUGUCAGUGCUUCACAGUCCACUGUGGCUCACACGUCUGCAAAUCUUUGAGCAGAGAGUGAGUUGUGAGCACCUUCCACAUUAUCAGAUGUGGCUAGCUGACCCCCGUAGUUCAUGCUCAUUGACCUGUAACAACACAAAGCUUUCUGGCUACAUCUUUUCUCUAGACUCACAUUUUAAUUCAGAUGAAGUCUAAAAGUAGUUGCUUAUACGUUUGCAAUUAGUUUGUGAAAUAUAAACAAAGCUCCCUAUAUAGCCACAAUAAAGCAGAACUCCUACUACUUCAUCACUCAAUAUAUCAGUCACUUUAUUGUAAUUCUAUGUGUUCUGUGUAGUUAAGAGGCCUGGUAUCUAGAAGACUCAACCCCUUCCUUUCUUCCUCACUAUUCAAAUCCCCUUGAUGGCCAUCACUGUAAGUGGUGGGCUUAUUACUGGCCACCUAGCAGGUGAUUAAUAAUAUGCAUUUGGAAAUGGACAUGAGGAUCUAAGUGCCAUUCAGGUGAUAGCUUACCAUCAGAAUUUUAGAAAACAGCCUUUUAGUGAAGUUAAAGACUUCGUACUUUAUAGAAUGGAUUUGUGAGAACCUUAACUCAUCCAUUACAAUUAGACUCCUAAGAUGUUCUUUCUACAUGAACAGAGAUUUGUGUGUGUGGAAUAAGCCUUGUCUUUUGCCUAUUUAUUGAGGCACAGUUUCACUAAUUCUCGGUUUGGCUGGACUUUUCUGCGUCAGCCAAGCUGGUCUAGAACUUCAGAUUGUCUUACAGUCCUAAGUGCUGUGAUUACAGGCACACACCAUCAUACCCAUCCUGUCAGAUCCUUGUUCAUUUUUAGGUAGUAAAUUUCUUUUGAUCUACUCAAAAAAUCUAGCAUUAAUGUGUGAUUCAGGAACUUUUUAUCAUCUAAGCAUCUGGCAGUAACUAUUCAAAUGACAAAUUUCUGCCUUGAAAGUAUCUAAUAUUUUAUCACUGAAGCGGUGUUGAAGAUAUGUUAAUUUCUGGGUAACUACACAAAAUACUUAUGUUCCUGACUUUUCAUAGUAACUGAUACAAAUAUCCCGAGUUAGAUACUAUACCCCUUUCUUGUUUGUUCUAAACGUAUCCGUGAAAGUCCACAGGUCCAAAUGCCACCCUAAACAAGACACUGGGAGAAAGCAAUUCAAAAGGAUGGCCAUUGCUAUACUAGAAAGAACAGGCCCAGGGUCCUGGGCCCAGGAGAUAUUCACCUCCCUGCCACCAUCUAGAGAAGACCUGCUUAGCGAGGUGUUUGACCCUCAGUGGCCAUGGCACAUUUUUUAAAAGCUAAAAUCCCUUAGUUGUGGGACCUAGCAUGGAGAGGAACUAGAUCCCCUGCAAUGAUCUAGCCCAUAGGCAGCUCAGUCUCCAAGUGAGUUCCUUAAUAAGGAGAGCAGGGGCAGUCUCUGACAUGAACUCAAUUGCCUGCUCUUUGAUCACUUUCCCCUGGCAGAGUCUCCUUUCCAGGCCACAGAACAAGAGGAUCCAGGCCAAGCAGUCCUGAUGAGACUUGAUAUGCUAGGGUCAGAUAGUAGGGGAAGAAGACUCCCCAUUUUCAGUGCACUAGGGGAGGAUGAUGGGGGGAAAGGGAGGGAGGUUGGAAGGAGAUGAGGGAAGGGCUACUAUUGCAAUACAAAAUGAAUAAAUUUUAAACAAAAUUUAAAAAAAAGAUAAUAAAAAAAGUAUUGAUUGGCUUCCUAAUGCUUUUAGGGCUUUUUACGGAGUACUGUUCCAGUAGCAGUGAAGGGACUGUUAAGGGAACAGUUUUACUGUCUAGCUGAAAAUGGAAUGAAAGAGCAAGGAGAGGUAUUAUGGGAGGGUAUAUGGAGAGGAAAUGAGAGGAGAAAAUUAAGUCCUCUUGGCUUGAGAGUAGGCUCAGCGGCUAAGGGUUAUUUGUUUUUCCAGAGGACCCAGGUUCAAUGACUUCAGUUGCAGGAGAUCUUGAACCCCUGUUUUGACCUCUACAGGCACAGGCAUACAUGCAAGCAGAACACCCAGACAUAUAAAAAUAACAUCUCAAGAAAAUUUUUAAAAAGAAACGGUUUUAAUCAUUGAGCUAUUUCCCAGCUCCUACCAGACCUUUCUUGAGUUCUCCUUCCCUCAAUUUAGAAGUCCUUCCUUCCACUCUUCAUUUCUGUUUCUUUCUUGUGAGUCCUUUGAACUCUGAAUUUUGUCAAAGUCUAGUAGAGGAGUAAUUCCUAUAAGAGUACAGACUGUCUGAGGUGAUUGGAGUAUUUGGUGUUUGCUUGUGUAGUGCUCUCUCUUUCUCUCUCUCUCUCUCUCUCUCUCUCUCUCUCUCUCUCUCUCUGUCUUUCACACACAACACACACACACACACACACACACACACACACACACACACACACACGUCAGUCAUCCCGCUUGAUUUUUUUCUGCAUAUAGAAGUAAUUCCUCAGUGUAGUGGGCGAAAGAAUAAACUUGCUUGUGCUGUAACUGUGUAGCUUCACUCAUGCUUAGCAGGACCCCUACACUCCUAACACCCCCAGCCUUGCACUGACAAUGCAGUAACUUUUUUUUUGCAAUUUUCUCCAUAUUUGGAACCUAGGAUGGAUCCAGGCUGUUUCUAGUCACAACUUGAGGUGACUUUGUGGCUCCCUAGGCAAGCCAUGGAGAAGUUGAGAUUCUUGGGCUUCUUUCAUUACAAAGGCUCAGUCUCGGGCUUCUGUGGCCUGAGUAUCCUAAAGGAUGCAUUUGCAGUUUCCUCUAAAACCUUGGAUGCAUUUGCAGUUUCCUCUAAAACUAGCCUCCUUAUUGCAGAUAAGGAGGCUAGUAAAGUAAUCUGGAGGUACUGAGGGACUGGGUGUUGAUUAAGCCAUUACCCCGCCUCUUUUAUUUCAGCUCUUUACCAUCUAACAGUGAGGCUAUGCUCUGACCACAGUGCUGUUAAGAGAUUAUUGUCAUUUAUCCAACAUUGCAGAGUGGAUUUACACAACCCCAGAUGAAAUAGCCUAGACCAAAUGAUAGAGCUGACAGCUCCUGGGCUGUAAACCUAUAGCACAGCACUGAAUUGACAGUGUGAGUAAUUGUAACACAUUUGUAAGGUUUUUUUUUUUGUCUAAAACAAAAAGAUAGAGUAGUAAUAUGUAAAAUAUAAAAGGUGUACUUCUUUACCAUUAAUGGAGCUUUAAGACUAGAAGUUGUUCUAGGUGAGACAGCUUAAAAACACAAAUAUAUGGUACAGCUGUUAAAAAUCUGUUCUUCAUAUGACUGUUCUAUAAGCCUUUUUUCAAGUUUUAAGAUAUAUAGUUCAGGGAUUAGAGAGGUGGCUGUAUGGUUAAGAGCUUGCUGCUCUCCCAGAGGACCUGAGUUCAGAUCUCAGUACCUGUGUCAAAUAGCUCACAAUCACCUGUAACUUCAGCUCAGGAGGGUCAGUGCCUUGUGUUGGAUGCCACAGUCACUCAGACAUGCUCACGUGCAUGUACACAUUCCCAUAUAUAGAUGCACACAUACUUUGGCCUCUCAGAUACUGACUGCAGGCAUGUUCCGUCAUCUUUGCUGUUAUAUCUGCUGGAAAUUGAACCCAGGGACUCAAGCAUGCUAGAGGAGCACUCAAGCUAUUCAGCUAUAUGCUCAAUUUAUACAGUGAUUUAUUUUUUUUUUAUUUUUAAGUGUUCAAAUUGCCUUUGAAUGUAUUUCCCAAUUUUUAAGGCUGCACAUGUAAAUUAGGCCCCCAAGACUAACUUUCCAAAUAUGUCAACCCAGGUGUUUUUCUGCAUUCAAUUCUACCUCUUUAUGUUACUGAGAUUUCAAUUUGGGGCUGUUUUGUCUUUCAGUUAAUGGUAGCAAUAGAAAUGAUUAGUGAUUUUUUUUCAGCAUGUUCUUCAUAUAUGUAUGUGUACAUGUUGGGUGAGGUGAUGUAUGUACAUGUAUGUGUUCGUUUGUCCAUGUUUGCACAGAGAAACCAUAGGUCAUCAGGCAUCCUGCUCUAUCACAUGCCUUAUCCCCAUGGGACAGGAGCUGUCACUGAGACUACAGACUAUCGUUUAGGCUAGACUGGCUGGCCAGUAAGCCCUGGUAAUUUUCUGCCUCUGGGGUUAUAGGUACACAUGCGGCCACACCUGACUUUUUAUGUGGUUGCUUAUAUCUGAAUCCAGUUCCUCCUGCUUGCACAGCAAGCAUUCCUAUCCACCAAGACGUCUUCCCAAUCUCUCCAGUGCUUUCUAUUUAGAAAAAAAGUGUGUCUAUGUGUAUACCUGCAGGAUGUGUGUUUGUGUGCAUGUGUGCCAUAGUGUGCAUGUUGUGGUCAAAGGACAGCUUUGUAGAGUCUCUUCUUCACUUUAACCUUUCUGUGGGUCCUGUGGAUUGAACUCAGGUUGCCAGGAUUGUGACUGGAUCACCUUCCAUCCUCUGUUACGUUAUUUCAGACUAGGUAUACUCUGUUUAUGAACCCCAGUUUAUGAGAUGGCAGGAUAGAGGAGAUUUGAAUAUACAUAAAAUGUAUAAUAGAUUUGAAUAUACAUAAAACGUGUGCAAUGGUGAAAAAUAGAAAAUCUAAAUCACAUUCUGAGAAAAUUCAAAUUUGAAGAUUAAGAUCAAGAAGACUAUUAAUCUGUGUAGAAAAGUACAGAAGAGGGAAAGGUUACUGUGUAAAAGAAGUCACUUACUGAUGAUGAAUAAAGAGAGCAUAAAGACUAAAGUCUUUUAACAAGCAUUUCUGUUUUAGUGGGACAGCAGGGAUUACGUCAUCGCUAAAUAAGAUGACCAGAUGGCUAAGGUGUUAAAAUUUCCAGUGAGCAAGUAUGCAUAAUUAUGUGUUCUUUUGCAACUGUAUUAAUAGGCUUGGUGAAAGGUCAGACUUAUUCUAGCAACAUACAUUUGUCAAAACUACAUGUAAGUAGAUUUAAAAAAAACAUUUUUAAGUAAUUUUUUAAAUUCUAAUUAAUUAAAAUUUAUUCGCUUUACAUCUUCCCUGUAGCUCCCUCCCUUUUCCCCUCCCAAUCCCACCUUCCCUUUUCCUUCUCCACUCAUGCCCCUCCCCCAGUCCACUGAUAGGGGAGGUCUUCCUCCCUUUCUGAUUCUAGUCUAUCAGGUCUCAUGAGGAGUGGCUGCAUUGUCUUCCUCUGUGGCCUGGUAAGGCUUCUUCCCCCUCAAAGAGAGCUGAUCAAAGAGCAGACCAAUCAGUUCAUAUCAGAGACAGUCCCUGUUCCCCUUACUAGGGAACCCACUUGGACACUGAACUGCCAUGGGCUACAUCUGUGCAGGGGUUCUAGGUUAUCUCCAUGAAUGGUCCUUAGUUGGAGUAUCAUUCUCAGAUAAGACACCUAUGUCCAGAUUUUUUGUUUUGUUUUGUUGCUCUCCUUGUGGAGCUCCUGUCUUCUCCAGGUCUUAUUAUUUCCCACUUCUUUCAUAGGGUUCCCUGCAUUCUGCCCAAAGGUUGGCCAUAAGUCUCAGCAUCUGCUUUGAUACCCUGCAGUGUGGAGCCUUUCAGAGGCCCUUUGUGGCAGGUUCCUGUCCUGUUCCGUUUUCUCCUUCUUCUGAUGUCCAUCCUCUUUGUUCCAAAUGGGGAUUGAACAUUUUAGCCAAAGUCCUCCCUCUUGGUUAGUUUCUUUAGGUGUACAGAUUUUAGUAGGUUUAUUCUAUAUUACAUGUCUAAUAUCCACUUCUGAGUGAGUGUAUACCCUAUGUAUGUCUGCUUCUGAGAUACUUCACUCAGGAUGAUCUUUUCCUGUUCCCACCAUUUACCUGCAAAUUUCAUGAUUUCCUCUUUUUUUUUUUUUAUUGCUGAGUAAUAUUCCAUCGUGUAGAUGUACCACAAUUUCUGUAUCCAUUCUUCAGUGGAGAGGCAUCUGGGUUGUUUCCAGCUUCUGGCUAUUACAAAUAAAGCUGCUACAAACAUGGUUGAGCAAAUGUCCUUGUUGUGUACUUGAGUAUAUUUUGGAUAUAUGCCUAGGAGUGGCUGGAUCUUGAGGAAGAGCUAUUCCUAAUUGUCUGAGAAAGCACCAGAUUGAUUUCCAGAGUGGUUGUGCAAUUAACAAAACAUUUUUACUGAGUGACUUUGACUGAACACUGUAAUUUAGUAGCUUGGGCUCCAAGAAAAGGUAAAAAUGUAAUUUUUUCGUUAAUUAUUAUCCUCACAUUAUGUAGGAAGAGUUUGCUAGUAACUUGAGCUAGAAUGAUUUGCCAGUGUUUGGUAUUUUUGAUCCCUUCUGUAAGUUUCUAACUGUGCUUUCACAUAUCAGUUUGCUAAUUUCUAGUGUGUGUGUGUGUGUGUGUGUGUGUGUGUGUGUGUGCGCAUGUGUGCAUGUGUGUGUGCGCUCGUAAGCUCCUGUGUUUGGGAAAGAGUCUCACUUUCUAGCCCUCCAAGUCCUGGAACUCAUUGUGUAGACCUGGCUGGCCUUGAACUCACAGGGAUCUGCCACCACACCAGGCUGAUAUAUAUGUUAUUACUGAUACAGUAGUAUACGGCCAAGAGUCAACACUUAGGCAACAGUAAGCUAAAAUCAACUUACCCAGUUUACUUUUGAGAAGAUUGGUAAAGCCCCUUGGGGUACAUAGCUUUUAUUUUAUUUCACUAGGGACCUAGGACAUUUCUAGACAGGUCUAGUUAGUACUUUUCUUUUAGUGCCAAAGAGCUGAUUCAUAGUUCAAAGAUGAUUAGUUUGUAAUUGACUUGAUCUUAUCUUUUGAUGAAAUAUGGAGUGAUAAUAAAGAGCAAAGUAAAUGUUCAUAAUUAUUGUGCUUAUUUGCUUAUCAAAUUAGUUGUGGGAUUCUGAAGCCAAAAAAAAAAAAAAAUGGAAAGGACAAGACAAAAUUGAUUAAACCUGGUUCAGUUCAUAUCUUUUGCUUAUUUUGCAGAUUAUUUGCAGAUCUGAGGAAUUAGUUGGGCUGAGAAUACAAUAGAUCAGUGGGAGAGCCCUAGGCUGGCAUUUUUAAGGCCCUGGGUUCAAUACCUAGUAUGACAAAAUCAAAAAAACAACAAAAAACCGUGCCAACUUCCAAUUGGUGUGGCAGGUGUGGUAAGGCACAGCUUUUGUAGCACUCAGAAGGUGGAGGCAGGAGGAUCAGAACCUCAAGGUCAUUCAUUUUCAGCUACAUAUCAAGACCAUGUAAGACCCUGUCUCAACAACAACAAAAAAAGCCAGGUAACUCUUGAGUAAUCCACACCUAUCCUGGGGUCUGUCCUUUCCCUGAGUGCCUCUCUUUCCGUUAAUGUUCCAUGUUUAAUUCUGUCUUUAAAUGUUUUCCUGACAAACUCUUGCUUGACUCCUCCUUUCAGUGGACUGAGGGAGGAGGAAGGUGGGAGAAGGAGGGAGGGUGGGACUCGGAGGAGGUGAGAGAGGGGGCUACAAUGGGGAUAUAAAGUGAAUAAAUUGUAAAAAAAAUAAAAUUAAAUUAAAAAAUAAAGCCAAAGUAGAUGCAGGGGUAGGGGUUUGAAGGCACAGUGGUCUAGCUUGCAUGGCACUAGGUUCAGUCUUCAGGCACACACAUGGGGGGAGGGGACAGGCAGGCAUAAGGGCUCAUAGACCCUCCCUUAAAAAGUAGAGGCAGUCUGUCAAGGUGGAUCAGUGAAUAAGAGUACUUACCUGACAAGGUGAGUUCCAUCCCUGGAACCCCUGUAAAAAUUGAAAAAAAGAAGCUGAAUAUUCUUUAGUCCCAGCAUUCUCAUGGCAGGAUAAGAGAAAGAGACAGGAGAAUCAUAAGGAAUCUCAGAGGCCAGCUAAGCUGGAGUUUGUAGCAUGGCAGGAACAGAAGAGACACUGCCUCAAAAACAAGGUGGUAGGUUACCAUAGACUCCUGAAGUUGUCCUCUGGCUGCUGCACAUCACGAAAGCACACAAAAGGAGUAAUGCAAAUGAUUAAGUACCCUUAAAUCACACACUUGGGGACUGAAAACUCCUAUAUACUAACAUUGGUAUGUGGCUAGAUACUCUGGAAAAGGUGAAAUUUUGUAGGUUCCUCGAGAAGCAGCUCUGGAAACUAUUUUAAGUAUGCUUUCUCUUCUUUUCAGGCUUUGUUUCUUGAACAAGGGGCUUCUUACUCAUCGCAGAGGACUGGCUCGAGGAUCCCUGUACAAAGUACAAGAACCGUUAGACAUACGUGAAGUUCGGAAUAAGCUGGGGGAGAUAGUAGGUGUAUCCACAAACUGGAGAGACCACAUAAAAGCAAUGGAGGAAAGGAAGUUACUUGAUAAUUUUUUGGUUAAAUCGCAGAAAGACCUCCCACCGAGGAAAAUGAAGGACAGUUACAUUGAAGUUCUCCUACCAUUAGGUAGUGAUCCUUCACUACGAGAGAAAUAUUUGACUGUUCAAAACACAGUAAGAUUCGGCAGGAUUCUUGAGGAUCUUGACAGCUUAGGAGGAUCCAAGAACUUCACAGUCUGGUUUAUCACAGCCAUCUUCGUGCACAUUGAUAAUGAAUUCUGGCCUGUUUUGGAUGCAACGUUUGUAAUGGUGGCUCGAGAUUCUGAAAAUAAAGGGCCGGCAUUUGUAAAUCCGCUCAUUCCUGAAAAUGAAGAAGAAGAAGAGCUCUUUAGACAAGGAGAAUUGAACAAAAGCCGGAGGAUUGCUUGGAGCUCCGCCUCAUUACUGAAAGUGGCUCCCAGUCCUGAGGAGAGGAAUACCAUACAUGAACUGUUUCUUAGCACACUGGAUCCAAAGACGAUAAGUUUUCAGAGUCGAGUUUUGCCUGCUAAGUCAGUGUGGAUGGAGGAUACAAAACUCAAGAGCUUGGAUAUUUGUCACCCUCAGGAGCGGAACAUUUUCAAUCGGAUCUUUGGUGGUUUUCUUAUGAGAAAAGCAUAUGAACUUGGAUGGACCACUGCUUGCAGCUUUGGUGGUUCCCGGCCAUUUGUGGUAACAGUAGAUGAUAUCAUGUUUCAGAAACCCGUUGAAGUUGGAUCGUUGCUCUUUCUUUCUUCACAGGUCUGCUUCACUCAGAACAAUUAUAUUCAAGUCAGAGUACAUAGUGAAGUAGCCUCUCUUCAGACUAAUGAGCACAUGACCACCAAUAUCUUUCAUUUUACAUUCAUGUCGGAAAAAGAAGUACCCUCGGUUUUCCCCAAAACAUACGGAGAGUCCAUGUUAUAUUUAGAUGGACAGCGCCAUUUCAAGUCUAUGAGUGUCCCACUGAUCUUGAAAAAGGACUACCCUGUGGAGCCCUAGGAAGAUCUCACUUGUUGCAAACCAGCACUCCCUGCAUGGUGGCAUUGUGCCUAAUAAAGGCAUGCUGGAAAGUA
Meriones unguiculatus (Mongolian gerbil) is the source of this 9411-nucleotide messenger RNA. It is a transcript of the gene Acot9, whose product is annotated as acyl-CoA thioesterase 9. Gene Ontology annotation, molecular function: fatty acyl-CoA hydrolase activity. Lineage: Eukaryota; Metazoa; Chordata; Mammalia; Rodentia; Muridae. Gene Ontology annotation, cellular component: mitochondrion. Gene Ontology annotation, biological process: acyl-CoA metabolic process. The coding region runs from base 8165 to 9337 and encodes 390 amino acids. The transcript is spliced from 13 exons. The record is from RefSeq and is a predicted model, not a curated record.